AUGAGCUCAGUUUGCAUAUCAAACUGUGUCGAUGAUACACGAGACCCACGGGUGCCCGUCCGAGCCAAUUAUGUGAACCUCUACAAGUGGCCAGAAUCUGAUGCCGAGUUCAUAAAAUCUGUCCGCCGGGUAGCUGGUCAUGGCUUGCAUGGCCACCCAAGAGUGGUGGACAGUAUCUCCUGCAGGCAGUUGUAUCUGAGGAGCUACACGUUUUCAAGAAAAGAGAGUAUGCCAGAGAAGACCAAGAAGUGCUUUGGUAGAGUGAAGGAAAAGGUGGCCAAUCAUGGAAAGAAGAGAAAGGAUCAUCAAAGUAAGGGUGGUCGUAAAAGGAAGUGUUUGGUGUUUAGGAAAGUGAAGGAAAUAUCUUGCAGCGCCUUGUUUAGGAUCUUUCACAAGUUGCUGUCUUGUACUGCUACUGUAGAUGUUGUGGAUCAGAAAGAUUAA
Dovyalis caffra is the source of this 444-nucleotide messenger RNA. The record is from the annotation of a GenBank genome assembly. Lineage: Eukaryota; Viridiplantae; Streptophyta; Magnoliopsida; Malpighiales; Salicaceae.